Nasonia vitripennis (jewel wasp) is the source of this 774-nucleotide messenger RNA. RefSeq lists its product as uncharacterized. Gene Ontology annotation, molecular function: odorant binding. The coding region runs from base 290 to 664 and encodes 124 amino acids. Lineage: Eukaryota; Metazoa; Arthropoda; Insecta; Hymenoptera; Pteromalidae. The transcript is spliced from 4 exons. The record is from RefSeq and is a predicted model, not a curated record.
GUGCGCGGCGAAGAAAGCCCGUGCAAGGGAGAGAGGCAACACGCCGCUGGAGCUUUUGUUUGUUAAGCAGGCAUUAUCGUGCUUUAUCACGGGUACUUUAGGGGGCUUAAAGGCGAGUUCACUUUCAGGUCAACACUACAAUUUAUCAAUUGAAAAACAUCAAGCCGCCGAUUAUCUCGACUGUAUAUAAAGCUCGGAGCAGCCGGAGCUUCAUUCAGUCUGUGAAAGCAGUCGCAGUGAGAGCAACCCCCUUUGCUAAACCCGAAAAAAACAAAACUCGCACACCAACAUGAAGGCCGUCGUCAUCGUUCUUGCCGUCUGCCUCGCCGGCGUCUUCGCAGAAGACCCCAUCAAGGACAUCAACAAGGAGUACAUCAAGGGCUGCCUGAUCGAGAACGGAUUCGACCCACAGCAAUACCCGACCGGUCUGAGGAACGCCAAGGUGCCCGAGAAGCAGGAGCAGAACAGGAACUGCUACUACUCCUGCAUGAUGAAGAAGAUGAACCUGAUGAAGGCCGACGGAUCCCUCAACGAGGACGCCCUGCGCCAAAAGUUCAACAUGAACCUCGACACGCUAGGAAAGGCCCUGAGCACGUGCAAGGACCAAGUUAAGGACGACAAGUGCAAGCUGGCCGCCUGCCUGAUGGCCAACCGUGGAGCUUAAGGAGAGUCUGAUGCUGCAUUUUCAAAGUAUUCAUUUUAACGAUUAAGAAUCUCAUGUAUGCAUAUCAAGAAAUUGAAUAAAACUACAUUUAAUCUUACGAAAUUCAAUAA